Messenger RNA from Lactuca virosa, 297 nucleotides. NCBI's taxonomy places the organism in Eukaryota, Viridiplantae, Streptophyta, Magnoliopsida, Asterales, Asteraceae. The record is from the annotation of a GenBank genome assembly.
AUGGGGGUGAAGCUAGGGUUUCAAAUGGAGAUGGAGGAGAAAAAAGCAGAUCAUUUGUUCCAUUUUUUUCAGGUGAGGGUGAGGAAGAACACAAUUAUGGUGGUGCGCAGACGAAGGGUGAUGAUGAUUUCGAAUGGAGAUGGAGGCGACAAUGAUUGUUGCGACGAUGGAAGAGAAAGAAAGAGAAGAUAUGUGGUCGUGGUUGCCAGCAGCUUCAUGGUUGCCGGCGACUUCAUGAAUGGUGUGAACAACAAACAAAAUCUCACAAGACCCAUAAUAACAUUUGAUGCAUUGUGA